This is a messenger RNA of Ornithodoros turicata, 5091 nucleotides long. Its product is annotated as anoctamin-4-like. Lineage: Eukaryota; Metazoa; Arthropoda; Arachnida; Ixodida; Argasidae. Gene Ontology annotation, cellular component: plasma membrane. The transcript is spliced from 18 exons. Bases 17 to 2563 code for a protein of 848 amino acids. Gene Ontology annotation, molecular function: chloride channel activity; protein dimerization activity. Gene Ontology annotation, biological process: chloride transmembrane transport. The record is from RefSeq and is a predicted model, not a curated record.
AGCUGCUUGAGUCGGCAUGUUGCCGAACGGGAAUGUGGUUGCGGACAACCGCCCGGACCGUCCUGCGGUAUCUUGCUGGAGCGACAGUUGGAGUAUGGACUCUGGAAAUUUGAACACCAGGACCAUAGACUCAAGGGCCAAGAUCACUGUGUCUGCCGGUAACAGAAAGCCCUCCCGUGUCCUGGAACCGCCGUCGAUGGAGAAUGUUACGGUGUCCGAAAGAGAAGUGGACUACGUAUUGGUGUACGCCACGGCAGUGGAGCGGACGCAUCUCACAGAAGAGGCCCAGCUGAGUCAACACCACAGGCUGCUCUUCGAGAAAGCAAUGAAAGAUGAAGGCCUCCUGUUGGAAGAAGAAUUCAUCGGCUCCUAUGUGUUCGUGAAGGUGCACUGCCCCUUCGAGAGGCUUUGUCAAGAAGCAGAGAGAGUCAGACUGGAUUUGCCCUUGGACGGCCUCAUUAUAGAAGGCCAAGAAGACGGAGAAGAUCAACAAUGGAUUCACGAAAAAGUGGCCAAAAUCUUCGAUAUGGGUGUGGACACGAGCACAAUCAGCGCCCCCUUCCAGUGCCGUUGCCGUGAUUGGUUCAUCGGGUUGGCCGACAGGGAGACCUUUUUCCGGUCUGCACUACGCUGCCUUCUGACGCACCACGUCCUCAUCCACAUAGACAUAACCAAGGGGGAACGCACAAACGCGGCGAUUUUUCAUAAAAAGAAAGGCCUAGCUUACCUGUUGAUGAAAGGUGUUUAUCAAGAUGCCUUCGUUAUGCACGACCGCUCCUCCCUGGAACCAGUGUACGUGCCAUCGGAAGCCGUGCCUUCUGUUCACGAGUCCGUGUCAGCUUUCAAAGUGACGGACGCCAACUCGCGCCUGAACCAGGACAACGUCGUUGGUCCUCGAAGGUCCAUUCCUGACACGCGUCGUCUGCUCGAUCGUCGGUGGAGAAAGCUACUCGCCGGACAGCCAUUGAACAUAAUUAGGGAUUAUUUCGGAGAGAAAAUAUGCUUCUAUUUCGCCUGGGUGGGGACUUUCAUUGCAUCGCUCAUAGUGCCAGCCUUCAUUGGACUCGGUGUCUUCUUCUUUGGUGUCAUUGAAAAGGUCAGCAAUGACAAAGAUACUCUCCUGAGAAACGGCACACAUGCUGUUAAUUACACUGACGUGAAUGCGUUCAUCUAUGUCGUCGACGUCAUCAAAGCUGCCGGCGACACGUUCCUGACGCCAUUUUUCGCUUUCACCAUUUGCCUUUGGGGAACCGUUUUCCUGGAGAUCUGGAAACGUCGUCAAGCUUCGUUAGCCCACAGAUGGAACGUGGACCAUUUUUCCGCGGAAGAACCCGAAGUGCCUCAGUUUUACGGCACCGUGGCCGUAAGGGAUCCCGUAACGGGGGUUCUAUCUUGGCAUUAUCCAAUGACUCACAGGAUAUUCAAGUACUGCUGUUCCGGAGGGUUCUUUGUCAUGAUGUCCGUGGUCGUACUCAUCAGCGUACUGGCUGUGACACUUUAUCAAGUGUACAUGUACAACGCCUACUGCAAUGGUGAGACAACGUGCGAGGUGGUCCAUGGCUCCAUAGUUGCUCCGACACUCAACACUCUUUCCAUCAUGGUACUAGGAAAGAUUUACAUAUACGUUGCUGAACGGCUCACAGAUUGGGAGAACCACAGGACAGGAAGCAUGUACAACGACGCCUUGAUCAUCAAGCUCUUUGCCUUCCAAUUCACGAACACCUACGCGUCCUUGUUUUACACCGCCUUCUUCAGGGAGGGUCACUCCGGUCUGUUUGGACUCGGCGACGACUUCAAGGAUCGAUGUGGCCAUCCCGGAAGGGACACGUGCAUGUCCUUGCUGUCCUUGCAACUUCUCAUUCUCAUGAUUGUGAAACCAUUUCCUAAGUUCUGCUACGACGUACUGUGGCCUUUCACAAAAGACAAGCUCAGAAAGUGGGGAGUGAUGUACAAAGUGACGGACGAAAAAAUCUUCGAGCAGCAUUACUUGCUGAAGGAGAUGUACAAGCAGGAAGAUGCCGAAUUCAGAAGGGAUGAAUUUGCCGAGAAGAUUAUACAGUACGGUUAUCUAGUGCUAUUCGCGGCGUCUUUCCCGCUGGCUCCCCUGCUGGCUCUCCUGUACAAUAUUCUGGAUCUGCGCAUCGAUUCCAACAGGCUGCUCUGGUUAAACCGAAGGCCAGUUGCGCACAGGGAUGACGACAUUGGUAUGUGGUUCCAUCUAUUCGGUUUCAUCAACGUGUGUGGCGUUGUGAGCAACGCGUUCCUUAUCGCUUUCACGUCCACCUUUGGCAAAAACCUCAAGAGUGACUACAUGAGGUUCAUUUUCGUUAUCGCGUUUGAGCACCUUGUGUUUGCAGUGAAGUACAUACUGAGUCUGGCUAUACCAGACACACCGGGAGAAGUUAGGAAUGCCAAGCUCAAGGAACGGCACCUUCUUUCUCACAUGAUGUCCAAAGUGGCGUAUCUGCAAGAGAAGCGCAUCCCCGCAGCCCAGUCUUCCACGACCGCCAGCGCCGCCAAGCCGAGUUUUCUCUCAAACCCCCUACCGGCUCUUCCAAAGUGACAAUCAACUACUCCAGCGGCCCAAUCCGCUGGCACGAUGGAGUCAUUCAAAGAGGGCGCUACGUUCCGAGCCAUCUCUUGGGUUCCCAUUGCCUUGGCUGCCUUGCAGAAAUCAACCGGACUUAAAAGAAGACGUCCCGCCACUGCGAUUAUUUCUAGCAUCACGUGACGCUACCACAUGACCACUCGAACUCGCUGGUUGCACUACGAAAGACAUAUCCCUGUUCUGUACAGGUCAGGCUACGUUGCAGAAAGAAGUAUAAGGCCGUACCCCGUCACAGUGCAGGUGAUGGCCAUCGUGCAUAAGCGGGCAUAGUGCAGUUGCGGCAGCGAUCUUCUACUGUGGUACAUACUUUGUGAAGGUCUAAGAGAUGAGGGUGUCAAUUAUAAUGCGGCUAGGACUUCGAGGAGUUCAUGGCGUGUGCCUGGACGAACUAAUAUAUCAUAUGUAUAGCGUCAAGGGACACAGUUCCAGUUGGUCGCGGCGGCUCCGAACCCAUAGUGUGAUUCUUGAGUGUCGAACUCCGUUAUAACAGAGACUGAUGCAAAAGAGCAUCCUUUAGUGAAAUCAUUGCUGAAGAUAUCUAGGCAGCAUCGCUCUUUUCAUUCCGGUCUUCAGCAAACCGUUAGGAUAUGUCCGAUCUGAAGCUGAGCUCGGCUUUGCGACAUUUUAUAGAGAUCAGUGACGGAGCAGUGCUCGCGGCUCUGCUUCUGUCGACUCUGUUCUAAUCUGUCGAUUUCUAGGCCCUUCCAGUUUUCUUUUUCUUUUUUUUUUUUUAGCCUGCACGAUGUGCUGGCAACAAAUGUGCUACCCACGUCUUUGUAAAACAGACGGAUAACACUGAUAGACGGAUCCAUCAAUCCAUACAGGAUCCGGGUAUAUACAGAUUACUAAAUUUGUGUCCUUUCACAACGCCGCAGUUAGCUGCGGUAUGAGGCAUUGACCCCACGCAUCACUUACUUCAGCAAAUGUGACGUACGCAACAUAUCCAACUAAGUUUCGGGUGAAGACAAGGGGACGAACAAACAAACGUACAAAACAGGACAAGUUUGUUUGUUAAUCCGUACGUUUGUGUUGUUCGUCCCAUUGUUUUCACCCCAAUCUCAGAGAUAUGUCAAGUUUACACUGGAUCGCUUGCAUAAUCCUUUUAUGCUCCGCAAAAGUGUUUGCGUAAGCGACAUAUUACGACUGAGCGUGCCGCAUAUAGCCUGCUGCAGUGACGCCUGUGCGUCACGUGGUCGGUCUUGAUGUUUCAAGUUCAUAUUCUCUUUUCUUCGGAAUAAUGUGUGUACACGCGUGUGCGUUAAGCUUCAGAAGCUGAAACGGCAUGUCUAACAUGUUUGAACGCUGCAUGUACCUGAAAGGUAUAUCGUCCCGUGUGGCACUUCCGUAACCAUGUUGAGUUAGACAUACGCGACAAUCGUUACCCCAAUAGGCGAUAAAGUGGAUGACGACGGAAGAAUAUCCUGAGAGACGGAACAAAGAAGAAGACAAGACGACACAACACAACACCACUUCUUCGUUCCGUGUCUCAGGGUGUUCCUCGUCAUGCUUCACCAGCUAGCAUGCGCCUUGAGCCCUCUUUAUGUAAAUCGGAUGAGUUCCAGGACAACACGUGUCCGUACAGAGGCAGACGAACACAUUUAUAGAGAACACAUUUUUCUCCUGCCAAAUGAUCAAAAAAGAACAAACGAUCUUGAAGGCAUUUUAAAUAUCGUGCCAUAUUUUUUCGUCUUUACUCACAGACAUUUUGCAAGCGUGGGAUUUGUAUGCGUCUCAUCUCACGCUCAAUGUGACUAACUGCAGUUGCCCCAAAUAAGCUCAGCUUCAGAGUAUCGUCAGUGACCAGGGAUUUUUCCAGCAGCCCCCCCCCCCCUAAUGCUCCCCCCAGAAACUUGCAACACGGCCCCAAAAUACCGACCACAACGGCCAAAAACGUCAGAAAAGAAGCAGAUAUGGGACAGCUCCCCUCUCCCCCCCGAGAUGAAUAUCCUAGGAAUAUCCCUGAUCGCUAGGAGAAUAAUUAAGCAUCAUUCUGUUUCCCACUUGACGUCCUAUCCAUAGCGCCACCUACAGCAACUCGGACAAGGUGAACUUAUAGCCUUGCAGCAGGUCAACCUGCAGGUCGUUGUUUUGCAGUGCGUCCGACAGGCGGCAUUAGCAGUCACGGAAACAAAAUGGUGCACCUUCUGAUGAAUGGGUGACGGUACUCUGCAAUAACAUCAUUUAGUGACGCUAGGUGAAACAUAUUCAUCUAUUCAAUUUCUAACGUACGUGGGUGAUUAUCUUCAAUGUCCUUGUUGCUUAAUUAUUUGAUCAACCAAGACGUCCUUGUUGGGACCUGAGCACUUUUACGAAGUUCAUGGUCGUCCUUCUUCAUGAAUAAUGAAAGCCAUUCUGGAACAAACUACGCCGAACGUGUUCAACAGAUACUAGGUAGUGAUUCAUAGUUCAUCUGCGCCAGCAUCGGGCAUGAGUUUCUCGGCAAGUACACCCAAAUCCUACACGUUUACCAUCUAUCGCACCUA